Drosophila elegans is the source of this 354-nucleotide messenger RNA. It is a transcript of the gene Rpb12, whose product is annotated as DNA-directed RNA polymerases I, II, and III subunit RPABC4. NCBI's taxonomy places the organism in Eukaryota, Metazoa, Arthropoda, Insecta, Diptera, Drosophilidae. Gene Ontology annotation, biological process: DNA-templated transcription. Gene Ontology annotation, cellular component: RNA polymerase III complex; RNA polymerase II, core complex; RNA polymerase I complex. The record is from RefSeq and is a predicted model, not a curated record. The coding region runs from base 82 to 255 and encodes 57 amino acids. Gene Ontology annotation, molecular function: DNA-directed RNA polymerase activity; zinc ion binding; DNA binding. The transcript is spliced from 3 exons.
GUCACUCUAAACCUAAUUUCGGCAAAACAAAACACAUUUUUUACGGAAAACUCGGUUUUAUUUAAAAAAAAUAGACUUAAUAUGUCGGAACCUAGCUCCAAGGAUAAUGUCAAGACGGCAAUGACGUAUAUUUGCGGUGAAUGUCAUCACGAAAACGAGAUGCGACCAAGGGAUCCAAUUCGUUGUCGCGAGUGUGGAUACCGUAUCAUGUACAAAAAACGCACCAAGCGUCUUGUUGUCUUUGAUGCUCGUUAAAAAACCGUGAAAACUAAUGGACAAUCUAUAUUUUUAAGGAAUUAGUUUGUAGCUAAAUAAAGCUUGUGCUUCAAUAAAAGUCCUCUUACAACCGGAAAA